AGGCGGCGGCGGUGGGGUCUUCGGGGCUGGGACUCCGGGAGGGUCGCGAGUCGCGCGCGUGGUAAGGUUCUCGCUCGGUUCUCCCGGACAGUCUGCCCCCGGGCAGCGCCUCGUGGCCCGGGCAGACAUAUUUGGUACCUGCCGGAGAAGUGCUGAAUGAAUUCACGCAGAGAGCCGGGACCGGGAGGGGAGGUGACAGUGAGAGGUUAGAGUUAGUUGUGGAUUGGUAAAAAGCUACUAUGGAGACUAAGGACCAGAAGAAACAUAGAAAGAAAAACAGUGGGCCCAAAGCUGAAAAGAAGAAGAAACGUCGUCUGCAGGAUCUCCAAAUUGGAGAUGAGGAAGAUGCCCGGAAGCGAAACCCCAAAGCAUUUGCAGUCCAGUCUGCUGUGCGGAUGGCGAGAUCCUUUCACAGGACUCAGGAUUUGAAGACAAAAAAGCAUCACAUUCCAGUGGUUGAUCGAACUCCACUAGAGCCCCCACCAAUAGUGGUAGUGGUGAUGGGGCCUCCAAAAGUUGGAAAGAGCACUUUGAUCCAGUGCCUCAUUCGGAACUUUACCAGGCAGAAGCUGACAGAGAUCAGAGGCCCUGUGACAAUCGUGUCAGGUAAAAAGCGCAGACUCACCAUUAUUGAAUGUGGAUGUGACAUUAACAUGAUGAUUGAUCUGGCUAAAGUAGCGGAUUUGGUUCUGAUGCUUAUAGAUGCCAGCUUUGGGUUUGAAAUGGAAACGUUCGAGUUCCUAAACAUCUGUCAAGUACAUGGCUUUCCUAAAAUUAUGGGCGUUCUCACUCACCUAGAUUCCUUUAAGUAUAAUAAGCAACUGAAGAAGACAAAGAAGCGACUAAAACACAGGUUCUGGACAGAAGUCUACCCGGGUGCCAAGCUAUUUUACCUUUCUGGAAUGGUACACGGAGAAUAUCAAAACCAAGAAAUUCACAAUCUGGGCCGUUUUAUUACAGUUAUGAAGUUUAGGCCUCUUACAUGGCAGACUUCUCACCCUUAUAUCCUGGCAGACAGGAUGGAAGAUUUGACAAACCCAGAAGAUAUUCGAACAAAUAUCAAGUGUGACCGAAAGGUGUCUCUUUAUGGUUAUCUAAGAGGAGGACACUUGAAAAAUAAAAGCCAAAUUCACAUACCAGGUGUAGGAGAUUUUGCUGUGAGUGACGUCAGUUUCCUCCCAGACCCCUGUGCCCUUCCUGAACAGCAAAAGAAGCGCUGUUUAAAUGAGAAGGAGAAGUUGGUGUAUGCACCUUUCUCUGGAGUUGGUGGUGUGCUGUAUGACAAAGAUGCGGUCUAUGUCGACCUUGGGGGCAGCCAUGGCUUCCAGGAAUCGGAGGAGGUGAGGCCCACCCAUGAACUGGUCCAGAGUCUCAUUUCCACCCAUUCCACUAUUGAUGCCAAGAUGGCUUCAAGUAGAGUGACACUGUUUUCUGAUUCCAAACCACUGGUGUCAGAGGAUAUAGAUAAUCAAGGGCUGUGGAUGCCAAAAGAGGAAAAGCAGGUGGAUUUAAAAACUGGUCGAGUGCGUCGGAAAGCCAUUUUUGGAGAUGAAGAAGAUGAUUCUGGAGAUAGUGAUGAUGAAGACGAUAAAGAAAUGUCUGAAGGUGACAGGUUGGAAAAUAGCUCUAGUGAUGAUGAAACAGAAGAGGGGGAAGAUGCUGAAAUGACUGGUAAACAGUAUAUGUCUGGUAAAGGUAUCAAACGGCAAAAACUUGAGAUGGAAGAAGACGUUGAGGUGGAUUUGCCAGCGUUUGCUGACAGUGAUGAUGACCUUGAGAGAAGCUCAGUAGAAGAAGCAACAGAGGAAGCUGAUGAAAGCAUUGAAGAAGAGGAUUCUACUGCAGAGGAAGAGAGGGAUAUUUUAGAAUCAAAAGCUGUUAGAGAAGGUGGUAAGCCAGGACUGUUACAAACUAAUGAUCUGAGUGAUAGUUUGAAUCUGGAGAAGUCUUUGACAAUGAAAAAAGCAACCCUCACCACUUCAGAUUCAGGUCAUUGCACAGCUGAAGAGGCAUUUGCAUCUGAAGAUGAAUCUGAAGAAAACUCUCUCAGUACAGAGGAGGAGGACUCAGAAAAUGAAGAGGUUAUUAGGAAAAAGUUUCCAAAGCCUUCUCAAGUGGUCAGUAGUCAGAAACUGGGGUCAGAGAACUUAACUGAUGAGACCUGUGAUAUAGAAGACUUACUCAGAGAGGAAGAAGAUUAUAAGGAAGAAAAUGACUAUUCCACAGAAACUUCAGGUGCCCUCAAGUGGAAGGAAGACCUUUCCAGGAAGGCAGCUGAGGCCUUUCUGAGGCAGCAACAAACAACUCCAAACCUUCGAAAGCUCAUUUAUGGGACAGUGACAGAGGAUAACGAAGAAGAAGAUGGUGAUACCAAGGAAGAGCUUGGAGGGUUGUUUCGUGUCAGCCAGUCUGCCAGUGAGUGUAAGCACAAGGCUGACUCUUUGGACUGCUCCAGAUUUCAUGUGGAGGUGCCCCAUGAUUGGGAUUUAGAGGAGGUUAUGAACAGUAUCAGAGAUUGCUUCGUGACUGGGAAGUGGGAAGAGGAUAAAGAUGCAGCCAAGAUCUUAGCAGAAGAUGAGGAGCUCUAUGGUGACUUUGAAGACCUGGAAACAGGGGACGUGCACAAGGGAAAAUCAGGCCCGGAUACUCAGGUUGAAGAUGUGGAGGAAGAAGUUAAAGAAGAAAUUGACCCCAAUGCAGAGGAAAGUGCCAAGAAAAAGCAUUUGGAUAAAAAGAGAAAAUUGAAAGAGAUGUUUGAUGCAGAAUAUGAUGAAGGAGAAAACACAUACUUUGAUGAUCUUAAAGGAGAAAUGCAGAAACAAGCACAGCUUAACCGGGCAGAAUUCGAAGAUCAAGAUGAUGAAGCCAGAGUUCAGUAUGAGGGUUUUCGACCUGGGAUGUAUGUCCGAAUUGAGAUAGAAAACGUCCCCUGUGAAUUCGUGCUUAACUUUGACCCACAUUACCCAAUUAUUUUGGGUGGUUUGGGCAAUAGUGAGGGCAAUGUUGGAUAUGUACAGAUGCGUCUGAAGAAACAUCGUUGGUAUAAGAAAAUCCUCAAGUCCCGAGAUCCAGUCAUUUUUUCUGUAGGGUGGAGGAGGUUUCAGACCAUCCCACUUUAUUAUAUUGAAGACCACAAUGGAAGACAGAGGCUUCUGAAAUACACCCCACAGCACAUGCAUUGUGGAGCAACCUUUUGGGGUCCUAUCACUCCGCAGGGUACUGGGUUCUUGGCAAUACAGUCUGUCAGUGGCAUAAUGGCUGAUUUCCGGAUAGCUGCCACAGGAGUUGUCCUUGAUCUGGAUAAAUCUAUAAAAAUUGUGAAGAAAUUAAAGCUAACUGGCUUUCCAUAUAAAAUUUUCAAGAACACUUCAUUCAUUAAGGGAAUGUUUAAUUCUGCUUUGGAAGUGGCCAAAUUUGAAGGUGCUGUGAUUCGAACUGUCAGUGGAAUAAGGGGACAGAUCAAGAAGGCGCUCCGGGCUCCAGAAGGAGCUUUCCGGGCCACCUUUGAGGAUAAACUGCUGAUGAGUGACAUUGUCUUCAUGAGAACUUGGUAUCCUGUCUCUGUUCCAGCCUUCUAUAACCCAGUAACAUCUUUGUUGAAACCAGCUGGUGAGAAAGACACCUGGUCAGGAAUGCGGACAACUGGUCAACUCCGGCUCUCCCAUGGCAUCAAACUAAAGGCUAGCAAGGAUUCUCUGUAUAAGCCAAUUGUGAGGCAAAAGAAACAUUUUAAUUCACUGCACAUUCCAAAAGCCUUGCAGAAGGCCCUGCCAUUUAAGAGCAAGCCCAAGACGCAAGCAAAGGCAGGCAAGAUUCCGAAGGACAGACUGAGACCAGCUGUCGUACGGGAGCCUCAUGAAAGGAAGAUCCUUGCGCUGCUGGAUGCUCUGAGUACAGUGCACAGUGAGAAGAUGAAGAAAGCCAAGGAGCAACGGCAUCUGCACAACAAAGAACACUUCAAAGUGAAGCAGAAGGAGGAAGAAGAGAAACUGAAGCGACAGAAGGACCUCAGGAAGAAGCUCUACCGAAUUCAGGGUCAGAAAGAAAGAAGAAAUCAGAAGUCCAGCCUGAAGGGGCCUGAGGAGCAAUUGAAGUGAUCUCCAGACAGACAGACAGACAGACAGUCAUUUGAAUCUGCAGUGAUAAAUGGUUUCAUAUAUUGUAGUACUUUUAAAUAACAAGUCAGGGGACUGGAGCCUAAGCACAACCUCUUUGUUGGAUAUAUUGCCUAGACUGUGCCUUUGAGAGGAGAAAUGGAGACUGCUGAUAGGACACCUGUUCAUUCUCAACAUCUGAGUUAUGUCACAAUAAAGCCAUAUAAUUGAUGGUUUUCUAGAUUCCCUCACAUUCCUCUUACCUGUCUCAGUUUAAUUUUGUGCUACAAAAGUAUCAUUAAAAUAUUUUCUUGUUAAUUUUGGCUUAGUAGUUUUCAUUAGGGAAUGAAUGCUUGAUAAUUGCUUACUGUACCACCUUCAUGAUGAGUCUUCCAGAAGGGAAAAAAUAUUAACUUGAAUCCUCAGCAUUAAGGUAAAAUUUUAGAGAAGGAUAUAUAGUUAUUUUUAUUUUUUUGUCUGUCAUAUGUUAUAUUCUUUGACUAUUGACCCUCAUGGACAUUUUACAUCUUAUUUCACAUGUUUUUCAAGUUAGUAUAAUAGCUAGUUAACACUAAAUACUGUUUUAAUACUUUUAGACUAGGGAUGACAUCUGUGGAGGUAGUUAGCAUUCUCUCUGAAGUUCAUGUUGAUAUACCCUCUGGGUCUAAAAUGCAUGCCUGAGAGCCAUCAACACCUUGCUGGGAGUGGGUAGAAUCUUCUAGGAAUAGGAAGGGAUCAAGAUGAAACAGUCAGGUCUUAGUCCAGCAUUCUUUCCUCAGUAUCUUCACUACCUCAAAGAACAUCACCAAGUCCAAUCCGCAUAUGCAGGCCAGCGCCCAAGAAGCCCAGAUGAUCCUGCCAAGAUGUCCAUUUGACUAAAAGCUGAGCAGGUCCAGCUUAGCAAGGCUGUGCACAGAAGCCAGACACGUAACUGACAUGAACAAAGAGGGCAGCCUGUCUUUCCCAGUGUCUUAAACUACUUCCUGCAGACUUGACCAUCCCAGUGCUAGGUGCAAGGAGGGUCUGGGUAGGGCUCCAGGCUCUGCCACUCUUCAUGGUGUGACUGGGUAAGUUCCUGAGUAUCUUGGAGUUUCAAGCUUCUUAUGGGGAUUAGUUUAUCAUCCCCAAGUAAUAUGGGGAUGAUAAACUAAUCUGGCAGUCUGUGAGGAUUUAAUGAGACAAAAUGCAAAGUGACUGGUACAGAACAGAUUUUUAAAUUUUUUGUUUCUCCUUCUGGUUCCAUUUUAAAGAGUUGUAUAGGUCUGUGAAUUUGAACACUUAUAUAGGUUUUAAAACAUACCUAUAUAUUCAUGUAAUCAACACCACUAUGAAGAUACCAAACAGUCCCAUCUUUCCAAAGCACUUCCUCAUGCUGUGCAACCCAAGCCUUCCCCACUUCCCCACUCCCCACUACCAAAAAAACUGAUGUGUUUUUCAUCACUACAACUUUGUCAUUUCAAGAAUAUCAUGUAAGUGGAACAAUACGGUAUGUAAUCUUUUGAAAUUGGGAUCAUAUCUUUGAGAUUCGUCCCAAUUGUCCUGUGUAUCAAUGGUGCGUUCCUUUUGAUUACUAAAUGGUUACCAGCUGUACAGACAGGCCACAGUUGGUUAUCCAUUCUCCAGUGGAAGAGCAUUGUGGUUGUUUCUAGCUUUGGGCAGUUAUGAAUGUGGCUGCUGUAAAUAUCUGUGUAGAGGUUUUCGUGUGAACAUAAGUUUUCAUUACUCCAGGGUAAAAAUACCCAGGAGUAGCACUUCUGGGUCAUAUGGUUUAAAAGAACUGUCAGACUGUCUUCUGGAGGGGCUGUACCAUUUUGCAUUCCAUCUCACUGGUUUUAAUUUGCAUUUCCCUAAUGACCAAUAAUAUUGAGCAUCUUUGCAUAUGCUUACUUGCCUUUCAUAUACUAUGUCCUCUUUGGUGAAGUUUAUGUCCAAGUCUUUUGCUACUUUUUAUUUGGAUCUUUUUUUUUUUUUUUUUUUUGCGGUACGUGGGCCUCUCACCGUUGUGGCCUCUCCUGUUGUGGAGCACAGGCCCCGGAUGCGCAGGCUCAGCGGCCAUGGCUCACGGGCCCAGCUGCUCUGCGGCAUGCGGGAUCUUCCCAGACCGGGGCAUGAACCCGUGUCCCCUGCAUCGGCAGGCGGACUCUCAACCACUGUGCCACCAGGGAAGCCCUGGAUCGUUCUCUUAUUGUUGAUUUUGAGAGUUUUUAAUAUAUUUUGGAAGCAGUCCUUUGUCACAUAUGCGAUUUACAAAUACUUUCUCCUAGUCUAUUGCUGUCUUUUCGUUCUCUUAACGGUAUCUUUUGCAAAAUUUAAAAUAUUUGUCAAGACUAAUUUAUUACUUUUUUUCUUUUAUGAAUCGUGCAUUUGGUGUCAUGGCUCAGAACUCUUUUCCUAACCACAGAUCAUGAAGAUUUUCUAUGUUUUCUUCUAAAAGCUUUGUAGCUUUACGAUUUUCAUUUUGAGUUAACUUUUGUAUAAGGUGUGAGAUUUAGAUUGGGGUAUUUUUUUUAAACUUACAGACAACAAAUUGUUCUAAUACCAUUUGUUGAAAGGCUAUCCUUUCUCCAUUGAGAUACAUUUGCAUCCUUGUCAAAAAUAAUUUGGGCACAUUUGUGAGGAUAUAUCCUGGGCUCUCUGUUCUGUUCCAUUCGUUGAUUGAUGCGUCUAUACCGUUGCUGCAAGAUCUUGAUUAUUGUAGCUUUACAGUAAGUCUUAAAAUUGGGAAGUGUGAUUCCUCUAAAUAAAUUUAUUUCUCUUAUUCAAAAUUGUUUCAGCUGUUCUAGGGCCUUUCCCUUUUGGUAUAAAUUUUAAUAAGCUUGCCUACAUUUACCAAAAAAUCCUGCUGUGAUUUUGAUUGCAUUAAGUCUGUAGAUCAACUUGGAGAGCAUUGACAUUUUCACUCUUGGGUCCUCCAGUCCAUGGCAUAUCUCCCCAUUUAUUUAGGACUGUUUUUGGCUUCAAACUGUUUACUGCUAGUUUUUAGAAAAACGAUUAAUUUUUGUACGUUGAGCUUACAUUCUGUGAUGUUACUAGGCCCAUUUAUUCUAGAUCUUUCUUGUGGGGGAGGGGAACACAUUCCUUGGGAUUUUAUACUUAGACUAUCAUGUUGUCUGCAAGCAGAGACAGUUUUUAUUCCUUCCUUUCCAACUGUAUGCCUUUUUUUCUUAUGUGUUACACUGGAUAGGACUUCCAGUAUAAUGGGAAAUUGGACUGUUCAAUGUGGGCAUCCUUGCUUUGGUCCCAAUUUUUUUGUAGAUGCUCCUUCUCAGUUUGAGGAAAUUCCUUUCUGUGCCUGGUUAGCUGGGAAUCUUUAUCAUGAAUGAAUGUUGAAUUUUGCCAAAUGCUUUUUCUUCAUCAAUUUAUAUAAUCAUGUAGUUUUUUCACCUUUCGACUGUUAAUAUGAUGAUUA
Globicephala melas (long-finned pilot whale) is the source of this 7503-nucleotide messenger RNA. It is a transcript of the gene BMS1, whose product is annotated as BMS1 ribosome biogenesis factor. The record is from RefSeq and is a predicted model, not a curated record. Gene Ontology annotation, molecular function: GTPase activity; U3 snoRNA binding; GTP binding. Lineage: Eukaryota; Metazoa; Chordata; Mammalia; Artiodactyla; Delphinidae. Gene Ontology annotation, biological process: endonucleolytic cleavage of tricistronic rRNA transcript (SSU-rRNA, 5.8S rRNA, LSU-rRNA); maturation of SSU-rRNA from tricistronic rRNA transcript (SSU-rRNA, 5.8S rRNA, LSU-rRNA); ribosome biogenesis. Gene Ontology annotation, cellular component: nucleus; 90S preribosome.